AUGACUUCUUACACUAACAACGGUCCAAAGCUUGAUAAUGCAAAUUACGAAGGAUUCGGUGAGUUUUUGAUUUAUUCAUUUGUAAAUAGUUGGGUAGUGAUUAAUGCUUCCCGUUGCGCAAUAGAUCAUGUCAAGUUUUGGGUCGGGAACGCUAAACAAGCCGCUUCAUAUUAUUGUACACGAUUGGGCUUCAAGCACGUCGGUUACCAAGGGCUCGAAAAUGGAUCUCGAGAAGUCGUUUCUCACGCCGUUCGACAAGGCGACAUCACAUUUGUUUUCCAAUCCCCACUAAAUCCCAACAAUAAAGUAAUGGGUUAUCAGCUAAAUCUCCAUGGUGAUGGUGUUAGAGAUGUUGCCUUCACCGUGGAUGAUGUUCGAAGCCUCUACAAAAAUAUUAUAGCGAGAGGUGGAAAAUCCAUUCGAGAACCAUGGGAAGAAAAAGAUGAAAACGGAGUAGUAAUAAUGGCUACAAUCGGUACCUAUGGUGAUACUGUACACACUCUUGUAGAAAGAAGUCACUAUCGUGGCGAGUUUCUUCCGAAUUUCAAGCC
Acaulospora morrowiae is the source of this 551-nucleotide messenger RNA. Lineage: Eukaryota; Fungi; Glomeromycota; Glomeromycetes; Diversisporales; Acaulosporaceae. The record is from the annotation of a GenBank genome assembly.